CAGUAGUAGUUUAUUCAAAAUCAACAAUCGUCUCCUCCGGGUUGAUGCCAGACUAACUUGGUGCAGUCGAUGAACCGCGCACACUCUUCACAUUUUCAGAAUCCAAACACUCGCACACGUCUCUCUCACUCUCACUCCCUCUCACACUUCUCCGGUAAUAAUCUCCGCCGCCCAGUAACCCUAUCACCGCCUCUCUCAGCAAGCCAACGCACUCACUCUCACUCUCACUCUGUUCUUCUCAAAAUCACACACUUACGACUCUACAAUGGCAGCAGUGAAAGCGUAUUUGCUUCUGUUCGUUUUCUCCAUUUGCGCCGUUGAUGGCGCUGGUCAGCACCACACCACGGAGGCUCCGGCGCCGUCUGUGGACUGCAGCAUCCUGAUCCUGAACAUGGCGGACUGUCUGUCGUUUGUGUCGAACGGGAGUUUAAUUACUAAGCCCGAGACGAGUUGCUGCACGGGGUUUAAGACCGUGUUGAAGACUGACCCUGAUUGUAUUUGUCAGGCCUUCAGGAGCAGUGGACAGUUAGGUGUGGUCAUUGAUGGCAGGAGGGCCCUGAAUAUUCCUGCUGCUUGCGGAGUCCAUGACUCCUCUGCUCCUACCUGUGGAAUCUCCCUUCCUCCUGCUGGUUCUCCUGAUGCCUCUCCCUCAAUGAGUGGAGUCGGAUCUACAUCAGAGCAAGCUGCGACUCCAGCUCCAGCUCCUAAGAGCUCAAGUUUUGCAUUGUCUACCUCAGUCGCAUCUCUUGUUCUUGGCCUUGUAGCUGCGGCAUUCUCUAGCUUCUGAGUGAAUGAAUUUGGAGAGCGGGUAACUAAUUUUUUGUUUAACACGGACUUGAUAUUGAGGUUUUUUGCUUCUUUUUUAUCAUCUUUUGGAGUGUCACUGAACUUGAGUAGAAAAAUCAUCAUUUUGUGAGCUACUUUGAACUUGGUUUAGACAUUUACAUUUUGACAUAUGAAUCUACAUAAGUUUCUAUAUUAAAUUAGCUUCGUUGAA
Molecule: messenger RNA, 997 nt
Organism: Tripterygium wilfordii
Lineage: Eukaryota; Viridiplantae; Streptophyta; Magnoliopsida; Celastrales; Celastraceae
Product: non-specific lipid transfer protein GPI-anchored 31-like
Exons: 3
Coding region: 266-787 (173 amino acids)
Biological process (GO): lipid transport
Molecular function (GO): lipid binding
Source: RefSeq, a predicted model, not a curated record